Molecule: messenger RNA, 1005 nt
Organism: Auxenochlorella protothecoides
Lineage: Eukaryota; Viridiplantae; Chlorophyta; Trebouxiophyceae; Chlorellales; Chlorellaceae
Product: Poly(rC)-binding protein 3
Exons: 3
Coding region: 1-1005 (334 amino acids)
Biological process (GO): regulation of gene expression
Cellular component (GO): cytoplasm; nucleus
Molecular function (GO): mRNA binding
Source: RefSeq, a predicted model, not a curated record
AUGGAGGGGGCCAGCCCCCCGCCCCAGGCCGACGACUCGGACUUUUUGGAUGCACAGCUGUACCUGGACGAGCCGGGCGACGCCCCCCACGCCGCCCAGGAGGAUGCGCCCCGCCUCGCGGUCAAGUUUCUGGUCCCAAACGUGGCAGCUGGCAGCAUCAUCGGCAAGGGGGGCGUGAACGUGUCGGACAUCCAGGCCCAGUCCCAGGCCAGGAUCCAGAUUGGGGAGCCCUGGCCCGGCACGCUGGGCGAGUUUGGCGCCCCCCCUGCCCACGACCGCCUGCUGCUGAUCACGGGGACGCUGGACGCGCUGCUGACCGCGCUGCACGCAGUGCUGGCCACCUUCCGGUCGGAGCUGGCGGCGCUGGCGGCCGUGGCCGCGCGCGAGGACGGCGCCAUGGCGCUGCGCAUGCUGGUGCACGCCCGGCUCUGCGGCACGCUGAUCGGGCGCGGCGGCGCCACCAUCCGCUCCUUCAAGGACGCGUCGGGCGCGGUGUUCAACAUCUCGCCGCCCCCGGGGCCAGGCGACCCCCCGGAGCGCGUGGUGCGGCUGACAGGCACGCCCGACCAAUUGCUGCGCGCGGUGGCCCUGGUGCUGACCAAGCUGUCCCAGAACCCGGACUACCCGCUGCUCACCGACGUCAGCCUCGGCUUCGGUCCGCCCGCCGCGGCACCGGCGGAGGCCUGGGGCGGCGCCGCGCCGCCACCGGGCGGCGGGGCGGGGGCCUUCCUGCCCCACGCUGCCGCGGCGGCGGCGGCGGGAGUGGGGACCACCAGCCUGGUCAUGGCCGUGCCGGAGGACCGGGUGGGGGUGGUGAUCGGGCGCGGCGGCGCAGUGAUCAACCAGAUCAAGGCGGUGCUGGGGGUGCGCAUCCGCAUCAGCCGGCGGGGGGAGUGCCUGCCGGGAACCAACGACCGCAGCUGCGAGAUCAGCGGGCCGCCGGAGAGCGUGGCACUGGCGCAGCGCCUGAUCCAGCAGAAGGUGGAGGGCGUGGAGCGGGAGUGA